AAAAAACCGAGCAUUCUUCUUUUCUUUUCUGUUUCGUUUUUCUUUUUUUUAAUUAUUUGUAAACAUGACUUCUGUACUUGACCAACUUAAAGAAUAUACAACCGUUGUCGCCGAUACUGGUGACUUUGAAACUAUCGCUGAAUACAAACCUCAAGAUGCAACCACAAAUCCCUCUUUGCUUCUAUCUGCUUCUCAAAAGUCUGAAUAUGCAAAGCUCAUGGAUGAAGCUAUUGAGUUCGGUAAAAAGAAGGGAGGUUCUCUUGACGAACAAGUCAGCUGGGCAUUUGACAGAUUAUUGAUCAACUUUGGUAAAGAAAUUCUCAAGAUUGUUCCCGGUCGUGUCUCCACUGAAGUCGAUGCUCGUCUCUCAUUUGAUAAAGAAGGAACUGUUGAAAAGGCCAAGCGAUUGAUCGCUUUAUACAAGGAAGAAGGUAUUGACAAAGACCGUGUCUUGAUCAAGAUUGCCUCUACUUUUGAAGGUAUUCAAGCUGCUCAUGAACUUGAGACCAAGCACGGUAUUCACUGUAACUUGACUCUCUUGUUUGGUUUCCCUCAAGCUGUUGCCUGUGCUGAAGCUGGUGUUACUUUGAUUUCUCCUUUUGUCGGCCGUAUCUUGGACUGGUACAAGGCCUCUACUGGCAAGACCUAUUCCGGUACUGAAGAUCCUGGCGUUGUCUCUGUCUCCAAGAUCUACCAUUACUACAAGCAAUUCGGAUACAAGACCAUUGUCAUGGGCGCUUCCUUCCGUAAUACUGACGAAAUCAAGGAAUUGGCUGGUUGCGAUUUCCUUACUAUCUCACCCAAACUAUUGGCAGAACUCAAGGAAGAUAAGGGCAAGUUGGAACGUAAAUUAAACCCCAAGGGAGAUGAAAAGUUGGACAAAGUAUCUUAUUUCAAUGAUGAAAAGUCUUUCCGUUGGGAAAUGAAUCAAGAUGCCAUGGCUACAGAGAAACUUUCUGAAGGUAUCCGUAAUUUUGCCAGCGAUGGUCAAAAGUUGGAAGACACUUUGAGAUCCAAAUUGCAAUAAAUAAAAGUUUGUAUAUAUAUAUAUCUAUAUAUCUA
Messenger RNA from Gilbertella persicaria, 1062 nucleotides. Its product is annotated as transaldolase. NCBI's taxonomy places the organism in Eukaryota, Fungi, Mucoromycota, Mucoromycetes, Mucorales, Choanephoraceae. The record is from RefSeq and is a predicted model, not a curated record. Gene Ontology annotation, biological process: pentose-phosphate shunt; pentose-phosphate shunt, non-oxidative branch; carbohydrate metabolic process. The coding region runs from base 65 to 1027 and encodes 320 amino acids. The transcript is spliced from 3 exons. Gene Ontology annotation, cellular component: intracellular anatomical structure; cytoplasm. Gene Ontology annotation, molecular function: transaldolase activity.